UCAAAAAUAUAUUUAUAAUAAUAAAAAUAACGAAUGACCUAAACAAACUUUAGGUGUGGUAAACUGACAAUAUGCGUCUAAUAAAAUAAAUUGUUCUAUAAAUUAAAUAUAAACAAUCUUAUUAAUCAUAACAAGAUAUUGAAAACUCAAUAUAGUGCAUCAUUAAAACAUACUUGUAGACAAGAAAUACUAAGACACGUAAAGCACUACUAACAAAUUGUAGCUGCUAAUUAGAUAAUUUAGUAGAUGGCGCAGUACUGUGUGAUACGUUUUGUAGUAUACAGCCUGACAAUUUCGAGGGCAACAGUGAGCGAGACAUAAAUAAUCCAAAUUGAAUUGAUUAUGACUAUACUUAUAGUGUCAUCAUAUUCAGUUUAUUUAAAACUAAGCGUCUUGGCACUGCUUUAUCUAUGAUACCCGAUGACGACUUUGAUUUCAAGUAAAUAUGUAGGUAACGUAUGCGGAAUAAUAAUUUGCACCAAGUUUUCAUACAAAAUUUGGAGACUAAAUGACUCGAUAUUUGGGUCAAUCACUUUUUUUUUGUUUUUGUGUGGCACUACUGAACAAUCUAUUUUUACUAUUAAACUAAUUAACAUAUAUGGUUUCAAAUAUGUUCCACAUUAAAUUAGACUGGUUAAUGACAAUUGAGUAAAAUAUGAAAUUAUACAUUUUAUAAUUUACACAAAAUUUAUUGGUUUUCUAGGAGACACAUUUUUACCUCCAUACUAAACUUUCCUGUCACUGCGUGCACAUUAAGAGUUAAAUACCUUUAUGGUGUGAAAAAAUCCCACUGUAGCAUUUAAUGUUACGGUCUGUUCCAACAGACCAUUGCGUUUAUUAUCUUGUAAUGCUAUGCAAAAGCAAGAAAAAUAAUCACUUUUUUUAAGAAUUACGUUUCAAAAAAUGUCACUGUCUAUCAUAAAAAUACUAGUUCUCCCGACUCACCGAGUCAAAAGUAGGCAUUGAAUGGCGUGAUGUCGCAUGACCUUGGCUCGACCAAUAGAAAACCGACCUGAGCGUCACGUGAGUCGGUCCGCCAUUGCAGCGGCAGUUAGUCGCGUCGUUCAUUUCGUCCGGAGCUCUGAUACAGGUAAGGUGGCUUUAUUCCGUUUCUCCUGACUUACUGCGAUUUUACGUAAUGUUUGUAUGAUUUUAGUUUAAAACUAGAGUUUGUUACGUGGCACUGAGGUCUAAUAUUCAUGAGCGACCUAUUUAGUUUCAUCUUUUAUUUUAAUUAUGCAUUUAUCUGGUAUUAACACAAGUUUGUCUCCUGAGUCACCGGUCCCCUAGCUGACUUUUUCGGUGACCCAAGAGACAAUCUUGGUAAGCCAUGAGACAUUUACUUGUUUUGCAAGGUUUGAGUGAAUAAAGGUACAAUAAGCUAUUUAAUUGUUACUAUUUAUAGUACGUAAAUGGAUCGCCAUAUGUGCAAUAUGAAAAAAAACUUAAUUUUUGUUUUUCUAUUGUGUUUAUUACGAUACAACUAUCAUUUAAUUUUUCACUGCCUAUUUUGAAUAUAUUUUUAUGUUAACGUGCUUAUUCGUCAUAAUUAGUUAUCUUAUCUCUCAUGGCUAGGAGGGAAUGGACUCUAAUUAACACGCUGGCUGGAAAUAACGCUUGGUUGGAAACUUAUUUUCACGAUAUUUCUCUUCACCAAAAUGUUAUCGGUGAUUGUUGAAUCAUUCCGAGAACAUGUUUGUACUGAAAAACUAAAUGGCACGUUUCACAAUCCUCUAUUUAAAAGUUGUAUGCUCAAAUCACCCUGUUACUAAUCGCUUUUUAUUGCUUGUUUGCUCAUACUAAUCAUCCAUUGCAGCGAAAAUGCCAUUGUCAGCCGCCGAAAAACAGAGACGCUAUAAAGAAAAGUUAAAGAAGGACCCGGAGAAAUAUGAGGAAUAUAAAAAGAAAAAAAGAGAAUGUUAUCACGCAAAGAAGAAGUUAGUGAAGGACCUGACUCCGAAAGAACACUAUAAUGCUAAAAUAAUAUGGAAACUAAGAAAAAAGAAUUUAAGGCAAAACAAGAAAAAUCUAAGUCGUGUUCUCGAAGUCACACCUCCAAGUUCACCAGUAACUGCACAGGAUAUUUUGGAAAACAACCCUCAAGAAAUGGGUCAUAUGGAAGAAACUAAUAGAGAAGAAUUGAGGGAAAGUGAAGAGCUUCAUAAUAAAACCGUAGACAAAAAGAGGGAAAGAGGCCGAAAGAAAAUCCGAAGAGAUCGCACAAAAUUAUACAAAGAAAAUUUAAAAUUAAAGCAAGAAAACCAAAAACUAAAAAUGGCGUCUGAAAAGUAUAAACAACGUUAUUUUAGACAAAAACGCAAAUAUCGUAAAAUAACAUCACAUGAAAGUGAUGAGGCGAAAUACAAUAUCUUAACAAACGCCAUAAAAGAUAGAUAUCAGAAAAUUAAGAAAGCCAAAGAAAAGAGACUAUUGAGAAGUAUUUUUGAAAAUGUCGCAAAGCCCAAAAGAAAAGAAAUAAUGAAGGAAACUCUUGGGUUGACUGGUGGUUUAAGGGAAAACGAAAACAUCAAAAGCUUAAUACGUGGAGAGAAGCUGUUGAAAAAUAUUGUUCAAGAUUUUUUCCUUCGAGAUGACGUAUCACGAGCGACUGCGGGGAAAAAAGAAACAAUAACAAAGGCAAAGAUAAAAGCCCAAAAGAGGUUUCUAUUAGAUAAUAUGAAAAGAUUAUUCAAUGUCUUUAAAAAAGAGAACCCAAACACAAAAUGUUCAUAUUACACUUUUACGAAAUACAGGCCAUUCUUCACCGUGAAACCCUCUGCAGAUGGACGAGAAAUGUGCUUAUGUAAAGUACACGUCAACCCCGUUUACAAGGCAAGAGUUCUUAAACGGAAACGAAUAAUACCCUCAGAUGAUUUAAACGUCCUCAUUACGUCUACAGUUUGUAACACGGAGAGUCAAGCUUGCAUGUAUGGAACAUGCGACACGUGUUGUCUUAAAGAUAUCCCGCAUGAUCUACAAAAUGAGACAGAAAAUGUAAAGUGGCAAGAAUGGGUUCGACAGGAAAUAGCGUAUGAAAAAAAUGGGAAACAAAUGAAAGCUAUGAAGAAUAUUAAAAUACAGAAAGAAGAUCAAGCUAAAGAAUUGCUGAGAAACUUUAAUGACGAAUUGAAAACACUAAAAAAGCAUGUGUACAAUAUUAAAGUACAAUAUCGCAGUUUUCGACAGGCUGUUGAUAAAUUGGAGGAAUCAGAGAUGGUCUUGGUCGCAGAUUUUAGCGAAAAUUAUAAUUGUAAGUGUUUUGAAGAAAUACAGGCACAUCAUUUUGGUGGCUCAAGAGAGCAAGUGUCACUACACACGGUUGUAGUUUCACUACCAAUAAAUUAGAUCCCAAACCUAAUGUGAAUUCCUACUGUACCGUAUCGUCAAACUUGUGUCAUCAGCCUGCAGCAAUUUGGGCUCACCUCCGACCCAUUCUUUUAGAAAUUCGCCAAAAUUAUCCGGGAAUAAAAACCGUGCAUUUUUUUUCAGACGGGCCCUUCAGUCAAUACAGGCAAAAGCAAAAUUUUUAUUUGAGUUCGACAAAAAUUUUUGACUAUGGGUUCCAGUCAAUGACGUGGUCCUUUUUUGAAGCUGGCCACGGCAAAGGUCCAGCCGAUGGUAUAGGGGGCUAUCUAAAAAGAACCGCAGAUAAUAUGGUAGCUACAGGUAUGGACAUUGUCAAUGCAGAAGAUUUUUACAAUGCUCUGAAAGAACAAAGCAAAAUCAAGCUAUUUCUCAUUACCGGACAAGAAAUAAACAGUUUCCAGAUACAACUGCCACAAAAUAUAAAGCCCUUGAAAGGAACCAUCAGUAUGCAUCAACUAUUCGCAACUGAAGCAGGUCGACUGCAAUGUCGUGACUUAAGUUGUUUUUGUGAAAGAGGAUUUUGCCAGUGUCGAAAUCCGAAACAUUAUCAGCCAAUUAAUGUUGAAGACAACCCUGCACUCAAUAACGAUGAUCCUGACUAUGCUGAGGUAGUUAAGACAAGUGGUAUUAAUGAAGAGCUCAGUUCUGAUGAUGACGAUGACAUUCCUCUAUGUCAACUUAAGGAUGCGAACGAGAGGGUUUUAAAAGAAAUAACUGUGUCUGAUUUGUGUAAACCUCGCGAAGGAACUUUGUAUGAUGCAGUGUACACCAAUCCGGAACCAUGUACUUCGGGGAUUCAAGACAAAGAAAACCGAUCAGUAAAGUGUGGGGAUUUUUUAUUAGUAAAUGUUAGCGGAUCCAAAGGUAAACUUUUCAGAUACGUCUGCAAAGUUAACGGUUUAGACGAUGAUGGCGAAAUGCUCGUCAUGUUUUUGCGUAAAGUCAAAGGAAAACAAAUAUUUCGACUGGAUCCAAACGAUUUUUCAUACAUUGACCCUAGAGACGUAAUAAAAAUACUUCAAAAACCGGUAAUAACAAUUAAAAGACAGCAGGAAUAUUUUGACUUCAAAAAUAUUAUUAAUGUUUUAGAAAAAUAAAAUAAAAUUGUUAAUUGUCUUUCUAUUGUAAUAGAUCUGAAAAAUCUCGUGGUAUUGGGUGUUAAGUUGUGGAGAUCACAUUCUUAUGUUAAUUAAAAGUCUGAUUAAAGGAUAUUAUUGUUCCGUUUAUUAUAAUUAAGGAUCCAAAGAUUUAAUUUUUGUUAUGGUUGAUUUAUAAAAAUAUAAAUGAUUACUUGCUGUGAUUAUUAAGAACAAAAACUGUUAAUAAGUUUUUUUGUGUUAAGUGGCGGAGAGCUUAUUCUGAUGUUAAUUAAAAAUCUGAUUAGAGGGUAGUAUUGUUCCGUUUAGUUUAGUUGAUUCAUAAAAAUACAAAUGAUUGCUUGCUGUGAUUAUUAUAGCAAAAACUGUUUAGAAUUUGUUUUUAUUUACUUCAAUAAUGAUAAUACAUUUUUCUAUGGUAUUAUUUUGUUUCAUUUCAUUCCCAAUAAAGCUGUCAUUAAUGAUCUGUAUGAUGAUUAUGAAAAAGGUCUAACAAAUAUGUCAUACGAUCAUAUAAAUCAAGCUUGUUCCAUUUUAAAAUUAUCUUGAGUCACCGAUUUGUCUCUUGGGUAACCAACUCGUAAAAAAAAGUCUCUUGGGUUACCGUUUUUUCUCUUGGGUAACCAACAUGUCACAUAAAAAUUAACAUAUUUUUAUUUUUUUUGUAUGGAAUAUUAACAGUUUUACUUUAGCUUUUACGAUAAAUUUUGUUUAAAAUAAAGGGAGAAUUCAAGUUAUGGUGUUUGUUUUAUUUGUAUAAUUGGUUAUUACUAUUUAAAAGAAAAGUUUUUUUAUGUUCUUGUCAACAGUGACUCAAGAGACAUAACUAAUUGUUGUAAUUUUGUACUUAUAUAAUAUUUUGCCAUAAUUUACAUGUGUAACUAACAAAAAUGUGUUUAUGUAAACAUUGCAAUGGCUUCACUUUUUUCAACAUGCUAUUUUAUUGAGUUAUCCAUGGUUACACAGGGGACCACAUUAAACCUCAAAUUAUGUUUGUGAUCAUAUUAAACUAUGUAAUAAUCAUAAAAGUCCGCGGCUACUCCUGAAAUAUUAAAGUUCAAUAUAUGUAAUAUGCUAAAACCGCAUAAAAAUGUAAAAAGAAGUUAUUUUAUAUUUUGAUUUGUUCUUUAUCAAAAAACAAAAAAAAGGUGAUUGACCCAUUUAAAACUUGAUAUUAUCAUUUGUUUUCUGUAUAUCUGUCAAAGUGUUGUACGAAUCAUUCGAUUGUAAGAUUUGUGUGAAAAAUUAUGGCAAAUCACGAAGAAAUUCGUCGAAAAAACGUGUGAUUUUCGCGUCACAUAUCCAGAUUGGCCGAAGUCGAGGAUUGUUAAACAUUUUACAGAAAUGGGGGAGAGCCGAAGGACGGCUUAUAAAUAUAUUAUCAUCCUAUUCCCUUCGACAUACGGCUACUAGAAAUCCAGGUUCGGAAAAAGCCGAUACUCAAGGACUCAGAAAAGUUUUCACUGUGAUGGCAAAACAGUGAAAAAGUAUCUAUGUACAUGAUAUGGGCAUUGCGAAACAAGCAAGAAAAGUAAAACCCAUCGUUGUCCGAAAACUAAAAACUUACACAGAAGAAGAGACUUACAACUUUGGUCAAAAACAAUUAUUUUAUGCAAAAAAACGACGUAGAAUGAAUUAUGGACGACGAAUCAUAUUUCACCUUAGACGGCAAUGAAUGGCAACUUUUAUUUCCAGAACGCUAAUGACCCAAAUGAAAAAUCAGUAAAAUAUAUAUGGAGCACACUAAAGGCCCUGCCAGGAUAAGCUAAGUGAGUCUGCCCCCAGCGAGUUUUGGCUUGUAAUUUUUUUUAUUGAUUUGUCUUUCUAUUAGUAUCGAGUAUGCCAAAUUUCAGCUCCCCAAACUUUAUAGUUAAAUAAAAAAAAAAACGAAAUAUGAUCUUUCUUCAAUAUUACAUUUCCUAGAAACGCUAUAAUUCAAAUCGGAAUGAUUACAACCUCUUUAGAGAAACGUACAUGUUGCAUAUUAAAUACUGGCCACUUACAUUUCAGCUUUUUAAAAGGGUUAAAAAAAACAAUAAAAAAAAUCGUUUUGCAGCAAAAAGAACUCAUUUCGAUUGUCGUGCGUUGGGAAAAUAAAAACAACGAUAUGAAUUCAUUAACAAAAACGACUGCAAUACAACGCGUUUUCCGUAAGAAAGUUAAAACGCUAUAUUGCCUCGCAAUAAAAACAAUACUUCAGUGUAUAAACGAACAAUACGAUUUUUUUAAUAAUACGCUUCCAAUUUUUGAACAGAUAAUUGUCAAAAAGGCAUCUUGUGCAUUUGUAUAGUAAUUAAAUAUACCUAAAGCAUUUCAUGUAAAGAUAUCUACAUGUUCUCCCUCAGCCAAAAUUUUGAAAAAAAAUACAUAUUAUAGGACGUUGGUGGGUGUAUUACCAGUGAAAAAAUUGGAGCGGUCUCUAACGUGAAAGUAAAAGAAAAAAAAAUCUGAAGAAUUUUAUUGUAUUUUUUUUUUCUAUGGCAUAAUGAAAAUAUAAUUAAGGUCAUUUAAUCAUCUUUAUUAAAUGUACAAUAUAUGCCAAGCUCGUUAAAAUAGGUUGACUAGAAAAGAAAAUAUUGAAGAAAGAUCAUAUUUCGUUUUUUAUUAUUAUUCAACUAUAAAGUUUGGGGAGCUGAAAUUUGGCAUACUCGAUACUAAUAGAAAGACAAAUCAAUAAAAAAAAUUACAAGCCAAAACUCGCUGGGGGCAGACUCACUUAGCUUAUCCUGGCAGGGCCUUUCCAAAAAAAGUAUGUGUGUGGCUUGCGGUGUUUUUUGAAUCUGGUUUAGCAGUCAUUGCUGAACAAUACAUGCAGGGUUGUUUGCCGAUUGUACGUGAUCGUAAAGACGUAUACGUUUUCAUAAAGAAAACACAGCACAGAUGAACUAAUGUUGUGUUUUCGCCCGAUCUAGCAUCCAGCCAUUAUUCAAAAAAGACCCUGGCUAAAAUAGAGGAGCUAGGAAUCCCAUAUGUACCAAAGGAUUCAAAUCAGCCUAACCUAAACGUACCACAACUUUCCCCGAUCGAAGAUUUUGGGCCAACCUAAAAUGGCGUGUUUAUUUGAAUAAUUUCGGGCUAAAAAUAUACAGGUUCUAAUUUUUUUAUAAUAAUUAUUAUUCUUAUUCUUAAUUCGAAAAUUUCAAUUAGAAUUAAACAAAAUGCCAACACCGACUUACACAGGCGCCAUGGAUAAACUGCCAACAAAUUGUCGAAAAGCAGCAUGCAUGGGGCCAAAUUACUUUUUACAUUAAAAUUUGUUAGAUGAUUGUUAUAAAAAAUACAUAACAUGAUCGUUAUAUUAAAUAUUUUUUUUAUUUGAUAAGGUUGCACAAAUAUUGUGCAAAAUUUCAUUCCGCAUACGUUAAACCCUGACUAUACUAUUGUCAUCCACGAAGAAGCACUCAACACCUUCUCAACCUGUACUGGUAGCUAAAGUAACUGUAGAAGGGUGGAGCGCGCCAUCGCAAAAUCAUCUAUACUUAGUAUUAGGGGCUGUC
Molecule: messenger RNA, 7960 nt
Organism: Cydia fagiglandana
Lineage: Eukaryota; Metazoa; Arthropoda; Insecta; Lepidoptera; Tortricidae
Exons: 1
Coding region: 1822-3345 (507 amino acids)
Source: RefSeq, a predicted model, not a curated record